CCUGAGAUAAUUUUGACUGAAACCAUUUCAUAAAAACCAAGUUCGUGUUAACAUGUCUUCUAUUUCCUUUAAAGAAAAAACAACAAAAAAAACAAACGGAAAACGCCAAAAAAUUUCAACGUUAUUCUUCGGUUCGUUUGAUACGAAAGUUGGUGUCAGGGUUAAGACUGUAAAUAGUUUCUGACGAAUUAGACCUUAUGGAGACCAUACAAUGACUGACGGCGAGAAAUUUGAUACGAGGGUGAACCUGAUGUUUCCUGAGUCAUCAUUUUUUAAAACCGUAAAUGAGUUCUUCCAUAAUGGGGUAAGUGAAAGAAGUUAUUUAAAAAAAAAGAAAAAGAAAAAUAAAGAAAAAAAGAAAAUUAAUAACAUUUUACAGGUUUUUUGUUGUUGUUUUUUUUUACGAAAAUGUUUCAUUUAGAAAUAUGAUAUUUAAUUAAAUCUAAAAACUUUCGUUUAGAGAUACAAAUUAAUAAUUUCAAAUAAUUUGAAAAAAAAAAAAAAAAAAAAAAAAAAAAAAAAAAAAAAAAAAAAAAAAAAAAACCAGACGCACACAAUUUUCAUUCACUAAGCUCGAAUACUUAUAAUACAUUCACGAACUCAGGUAUUUCAUUGACUGAUGUUGAAAUCUCUAUCGAUGUACUCAAAUCUCAACUUAAUUGGAUUCUUAGAUAUUUAAAAAAAAAAAAAAGUGUUUUACUAUCACUUAAAAAAAAUAUUAUUUUUAUUUUGUGCGAAGUAUUGUGUGUAGUUGUUGCUGUAUGCUUUGCAUAGUAGUAGAAGUGGAGCAGCUGGUCAUAAAGGAGUGGUAAUGGAGCUCUACGGCGAGAACGGGAUCAAAGAAGACGCCGUUCGUUUACUAAAGAGACGGAACUCAAUAACCCCUGGACAACGAGGCUGUUGAACUUUUAAGACCGGCUCGUAACUUUACACAACCAGCACGAAGGAAUAGGAAUGUCAAGAUUGGAGUAUAGUGUGUUGACAGAAACGGCAAGGCUACAUUCACGAUUGUUCUGGUUUUUUUUAAAUUUAAAUUAUUAUUUUAAGGACGUGGGGGUUGGAAGUGGUUAAGGAGGGGGGGGGGGAGAUCAAAGGCUACGGUUAGACUCGAUGUUGAUACAAUGAAAUUAUGUGAGACCGAAUGGAAAAAAAAAACGGGAGCUCAUUACAACCCCCUCCCCACUCCCCACACACACAUACCAUACACACACCGUGGGCCCCCUCCCUGCAUACCUCCGGUAGAAAAUAAUUCCAUGUUUGGAUUAAAACCGCAGUUUUUGGUCGGGGGCUACGUUUUUUUGUCAUACACUAAUCCAGGGGUUCUCGGCCUUGAAAUGGAAUGUUAUCCCCAUCGUGUGCCCAUGUUCAGUGCUCGUGCGGUAUGAAACAAAGUGAACAUAAGAAAAUUGUUAAAUGCUUUAUAUUAUUUUUUGUUUUAAAAGCUAAAUAAUUGUUUAUAUUAUUUCUCAAAACGAAUGUAUUAAGAUAUUCUGCAGUGCUCAGAUAACCAACCUAUGGCGGAGUCAUUAGCACCACCAGGGGCAUUUAUGAAAUUAUUCGGGAAAACGGUAAAAAUGUAACGACUCGCGAUUUCGUUAUUUUCUUUACAAUACAGAAGAGACUGGAAUAUCCGGACAACUGUAACCUUAUUAUUUUUACAUCCGGACGCAAAUUUGUGCGCUAGACCGUUCAACGUUCAUAUUUCUCACUGGAGGCCCUGCACAUUUUACACAUAGAAUCUUUGGUCUGUCACCUUAGGAAAUAUAAACAGAAAAAUUAUAAUUUAAAUUUUGAGGCAAUACGAGAUGUAAUUUCGACCCUACCGGAACGCCAAGGCAAAGUUCUCUUAAACGGGACGAUCUCAGUCGAACCGUGGCGUCUAGUUGAGCCUAUAAAUUAGUGGUGUACCAAUUCAGGAAAAUACAGUUAAAAGUAUUGACACACACACACGUUGUCUUCUCAAAAUAAUAUUCUUGAAAAGAAGGGUGAUUAGGGGUUUCUUUUACGAACACAAGGAAAUACGGUUGUGUUUUUUGCUAUUUCCUUGAAAAUACUGUUCAGGGACGAGGAAAAAAAGGAGUAGAUACAUUUUUAACUGGUAAAAUACGACUAAGUUCAAUGAAGGUACCCGGUACAAACGUAAAAAAAUUGGUUUUUAGAUGUCCGGUUUCUUGGUUAAAAUGUUUCGUCAAGUUCAUAAUUACUAAAACACCAGAACAGACACAAGCAAGUGUUCCCACGGAAUAUGGCCGGGAUUAUUAUACCCGGUUCACACCGGGUCACAUCUUCUAAAGACUGUGUCCGGAAAAUAGGUCAGCUUUUAAUAAUGAUUGGUCAGUCGAGAGCGCAUCGUGAAGUCUGUGUGGAAGCUAAUGGUGGACACAUCGUACCCAAAAACUGUAGUUUCAUAAAAAUUGAAAAAAAUAAGUUAGAAGUACAUAGCGUUGAGUCUAAAGGGAUGCCAACAGCGCCGAUGCGUCUCCGGUUCCGCGUUGACUCAGUGCUAUUCGGAUGUCAUUUGUGGUAGUUUAUUUUAGCUCAACGUAAGAAGUAAGUUUACACACAUAUAGUCCAUUCAAUUAUCUUUCAUUUGAUACCAAAUUUUGUCCUACAAACCCUACAAUAAUCUUUAAAUAAUUUUUUUAAUAAACCCAAACUCUAACAUCUCGGACCCGGGUCCUAAUAGCCGCAGGCUUUUUUGAUGUGUAAAAAUAUUAUUCCAGAUUAUUCUAUAGGCUAAAUAUAAAGACAUAAACAAAAGAGCCCACCCCCCCCCCCCCCCCCCCCACUUCACAACCCCCCACGCCCCGACGACAAUGUUUAAAAAGAAAAAAAUCACUCCACAAAAAACACACCAGCUAACAUACGCACGACACAGCAUGAUUUCAAAUUCGCAUACGCAUAACCGUUCACACAUACCAGCGUUAACUUGCGGAGAUACACAGACACACGUAUGUACACGGACACACGUGCACACACACACACGGAAACCCACACACCCACAAAACACACACACACACGGACGCACGCACGCGCGUACACACACAUUCUACAAAUCUUUCUUGUUCUUGAAUUUCUGAUAAGUUAUAAAACGGGUCAAACAAAUUAAGGGUAAACUCCGGAACAAUAGGAAGGCAACGACACAACGAACGUGUCGGCAGGAAGCCGAAACUGAUCACAUACAAACUUAGAGGUACACAUCAAGCUUUGCCGAUGAAGCCUUCCUGUCGACUCCAGAGGUCAAUAGCAUGACCUCCCUAACACACAAAAACACGCAUGAACAUUCACACACAUUUAUUAUAUGAGAUCUGAACAAUGUCUUAGAUAAUUCAUUGUAGAAAUUUUUGAACAUUUGACCAGAUAAUCUAGAUUUAUUGUUGCGAUUUCUGAACAUUUGACCAGAAAAAUUUAAUGUAGUAUAAUUUCUGAACAUCUGACCAGACAUUUUAUUGUAACAGUUUCUGAACAUUUGACCAGACAUUUUAUUGUAACAGUUUCUGAACAUUUGACCAGGCUCAAAUUUAAUGUAGAAGAUCGGCGAAAGCUCACUACCACAUUCAUGGUAGCAGCUCUGAACAUUUCAGGACUACAUUGUUUUUUUCUAGUUUUGACAUCUCAACAUGAUAGUACACACAUCCAUUUCAAUGGGUCUAGUCAAUGAACGUUAAAAUAAAACAGAUUAAGAUUUGCUAGCAUGAUCCUUGGUUGCGGGACGGAUUAUUGCGCGCCAAACCUCCCGCGCAAAGGGGGUGUGGGGGGGAGGCGAAGAGUCAUAUGUUUUAUAUCGUGUUGUUCAGCUAUCAUGGAUUUCAAAUCAUUGCCUGCGGUAAAUCACAGAGUCUUUAUCGCAAGCUACGACCGGUUCACGGAAUUGUACGGGAAGAAAUAGCUUGUAAACAGAGAUAACAUAGAGAAUGACGAAAUAAUAAAAAUCGAACUAUGUGUCCGCGCAAACCCCACCCCCCCAACCACCACCACCACACACACACUUUCACAGUGAGCACUAACCAUGUCGGGCAUUAGAAGGAAUAGCUGCGCCCGGGGCGUAAUCUGAAAGUGCCCCCCUUCGCUUUUUGAAAUAUAUGAUAUACGAUACACAUACUUUUAUAAAUAUAUGUAUAUAUAUAUAUAUAUAUAUAUAUAUAUAUAUAUAUAUAAUAUAUAUUUUCCUUUAUUUACUCUUCCGCCCCCCCACACCAUCCAGAUAUUUUCGCCCAAAUAUAUGAUAUACUAUACACAUACUUUUAUAAAUAUAUGUAUAUAUAUAUAUAUAUAUAUAUAUAUAUAUAUAUAAUAUAUAUUUUCCUUUAUUUACUCUUCCGCCCCCCCACACCAUCCAGAUAUUUGCGCCCGCACCAGCUGUCCCUAUUCUCCACACCAGCCUAAACUUUUUUUUUUCACGCAAGGCUCCAAUUUCCCGAAUCGUUGAGUGUGUUCUCUGCCUCAGACUUUAAGAGGAAUGUUCCGAGUUAACGCCGUUUAAAAAAAACAAAAAAAAACAAGAACAAAACAAGCAUAAUAAAAUAAAAUACAACAAUAGCGCAACGCAGAAUAGACCGCUAUAAGUUUCAAAAAUAGCUUAAAACGGCUUGCACAUGGUCUCAAUUCUACGUUUCUCCAGUUCCCAUUUAAAGAUUGUCUUAGAUUAUUGAAACCGAAUAUAUAUAUAUAUAUAAAUAUAUUCCGUGGGAACACUUGGUUGUGUUUUAUUAAUUAUGAACUUGACGAAACAUUUUAACCAGGAAACCGGACAGCUUAAACCCACUUUUUUUACGUUUGUACCUUAAUCGAACUUAUUCGUAUUUUAUCAGUUAAAUCAAUGUAUCUGCUCCUUUUUUUCCUCGUCCAUGAAACUGUUCAUUCAAGGAAAUAGCAAAAACACAAUCGUAGUCAAAUAAACCCCUAUUACACCUCUUUUCACGAAUAUUAUUUUGAGAAGACAACGUGUGUGUGUCAAUACUUUUAACUGUAUUUUCCUGAAUUUUGUAUACCACCUAUUUAUGGGCUUACCUAGACGCCGCGGUUCGACUGAGAUCGUCCCGGUUGAAACGACUUCGUCCCGUUUAAGAGAACUUUGCCUUGGCGUUCCGGUAGGGUUGAAAUUACAUCUCGUAUUGACACAAAAUUUAAAUUAUUUUUUCUGUUUAUAUUUCCUAAGGUGACAGACCAAAGAUUCUAUGUGUAAAAUCUGCAGGCCUCCAGUCAGAAAUAUGAACGUUGAACGGUCUAGCGCACAAAUAUGCGUCCGGAUUUAAAAAUAAGGGCACUGUUGUCCGUAUACUUGAAUCUCUUCUGUAUUGGAAAUAGAAUAACGCAAUCACGAGUCGUUACAUUUUUACCGUUUUCCCGUAUUUCAUUGAAUAAUUUCAUAAAUGCCCCUGGUGGUGCUAAUGAUUCCGCCUUAGGUUGUCUGAGCACUGCAGAAUAUCUUAAUACAUUAACUUUAAAAAAAUAAUAUAAACAACUAUUUGGCUUAUAAAACAAAAAUGAAAUAAAGAACUAUUUGGCCUUUAAAACAAAAAUGAUAUAAAGAACUAUUUGGCCUUUAAAACAAAAAUGAUAUAAAGAACUAUUUGGCCUUUAAAACAAAAAUGAUAUAAAGAACUAUUUGGCCUUUAAAACAAAAAUGAUAUAAAGAACUAUUUGGCCUUUAAAACAAAAAUGAUAUAAAGAACUAUUUGGCCUUUAAAACAAAAAUGAUAUAAAGAACUAUUUGGCCUUUAAAACAAAAAUGAUAUAAAGAACUAUUUGGCCUUUAAAACAAAAAUGAUAUAAAGAACUAUUUGGCCUUUAAAACAAAAAUGAUAUAAAGAACUAUUUGGCCUUUAAAACAAAAAUGAUAUAAAGAACUAUUUGGCCUUUAAAACAAAAAUGAUAUAAAGAACUAUUUGGCCUUUAAAACAAAAAUGAUAUAAAGAACUAUUUGGCCUUUAAAACAAAAAUGAUAUAAAGAACUAUUUGGCCUUUAAAACAAAAAUGAUAUAAAGAACUAUUUGGCCUUUAAAACAAAAAUGAUAUAAAGAACUAUUUGGCCUUUAAAACAAAAAUGAUAUAAAGAACUAUUUGGCCUUUAAAACAAAAAUGAUAUAAAGAACUAUUUGGCCUUUAAAACAAAAAUGAUAUAAAGAACUAUUUGGCCUUUAAAACAAAAAUGAUAUAAAGAACUAUUUGGCCUUUAAAACAAAAAUGAUAUAAAGAACUAUUUGGCCUUUAAAACAAAAAUGAUAUAAAGAACUAUUUGGCCUUUAAAACAAAAAUGAUAUAAAGAACUAUUUGGCCUUUAAAACAAAAAUGAUAUAAAGAACUAUUUGGCCUUUAAAACAAAAAUGAUAUAAAGAACUAUUUGGCCUUUAAAACAAAAAUGAUAUAAAGAACUNCACACACACCUCCAAAAAAAAAACAAAAAAAAACACCAACAACCAAAAAGCCGGAACAGUUGUGACAGUAGCCGUGCCGUUUCUGUCAACACACUAUAUUGCAAUCUUCACAUUCCUAUUCCUUCGUGCUGGUUGCGUUACGAACCGGUACAAACAGUUCAAUAGCUUCGCGGUCUAGGGGUAAUUGAGUAUUGUCUCGUUAUUAAACGAACAGCGUCUUCUUUGAUCCCGUUCUCACCCUAGAACUCCGUUACCAAUCCUCUAGUACCAGCUACUCCGUUGCUUCUACUAUACAGAGCAUACAGCAACAGCUACACAAAUACGCUCAGCACCAAACACAAACCACGAACGAGUCCCUAACCUUCAUGCCGACGGCGUAGUCCAAUCGUAGCAUUCCUUUGUUUCGGCUACCUUCUCCUGUCAACUGCGUCGUUUAAGCUAAGCAUUAAUUGGUGUUGGUGAACUAAUCCGGUCAACCGUUUAGUCCAUGUGUACGUAAUAUAUCUUGAAAUUGUCACACUCCUCUUGCCACACGAGUUAUCGCAGCUAACUAUAUUUUUGUGUUGGCCAACUUCUCCUGUCAACUUUGUAAUUUCACGUUUAACAGUCGCUUCUUGUCGGCUAACUUCCCCAGUCAUCUAUGGAGUCCAGUCUAAAAACUUUCCUUUGGCCUGGCUGAAUUCCCUUGUCAAAUGUGUAUUCCAGUGGUCCUCAAAUUUAGCGGCACGAGUCCCAGCUGGGGGUAGUCCGAAAUUCCAAGGGUUUUGGGGGAUUUCAGAGGGAGCUGUGACUCCAAAAGUGGCUGGUGUGGGUUUUAUUUUAACAAAAUUAAGUUUUAAAUAAAAUCAUGUAUUUAAAAGGAAUGCAAAAAAACAAAAAAGAAAAACAGGAAAAAAAAAAGAAGAGAAAGGAAAAUAAAUGAAGAAAAUGAAAUGUAGAUUUUUAAAAUGAAUCCUCAGCUUUGAUUUGGUGACAGUGUGCAUUCAGCGACCUGUACAGCAAACUCCAUAAUUUCAAUGCAAUCUAUCAUCCAAUUCGGAGUACCCCAGGUCUCGGUCCUACGCCCGGUGCUUUUCACUAUGUACGUUCCGCCACUGGGUGCAGUGAUCAAGCAGUUUGAUAUGCUAUAUCACAUGUUCGCGGUUGAUACCCAACUUCAUAUAUAUGUGAUCCCCUCUCAGUUCCCUCAGCUUCUUAGCAUGACACAGAAGACAGUGGAUUCAGUUAAGCACUGGAUGACUAUAAACAAGCUCAAAUUGAACGAUGAAAAGACCGAGUUAAUCCCCGAGUUACUACCGCUCAAAAGCUAAACUAUAUAAAUAACACACGAACCUUUACUCUCUCAGGUAUACAGAUUGAGUUGUCUCAAACAGUGCGAAAUCUGGGUGUCUACUUAGACAGAACAAUAGCUAUGGAAAAUCACAUUAACAUGCUUUGCAAGGCGAUUUUUCUAGAGCUGUGCAGAAUUAGUCAUAUACGACCUGUCUUAACGUUAGAUGCAUCAAAGAGGCUGAUUUCUGCAUUCGUGCUAUCACGCAUGGACUACUGCAAUGCUCUCAUGGUGGGUCUUCCAGCUAGGCUCCUGAAUAAAAUUGAAAAAAGCACAGAAUAAUGCGGCUCACAUUGCUCUUCGCAAACGCAAAUUCGAUCCUGCUAAAAUACUUCUGAGAGAGUUGCAUUGGCUGCUGGUCCACGCUCGCAUAGUGUUCAAAAUUGCAACUCUGUGCUACCGCUGCUUGCAUGACCUGGCGCCGUCCUAUCUCAAAGCGCCACUGACGCCUUUUGUAUCCACUAGACAACUCCGCUCAUCUAUUAGUGGCAAACUCUCGAUACCACGUGCUCGCCUUGAGACUUACGAAAGGGGGGGGGGGCGCACUUUCGCAUUUGCUGGCCCAACAAUUUGGAACACACUUCCUGUUGCUCUCAGAAAAAGCCCGACACUGGAGUCUUUCAAAACUGAUUCGAAGACUUAUCUCUUUCGUAAAUACCUGCUGGGGUGAUGUUGUCUAUCUAGCUAUUAUCUUGUAGAUGUAUAUUGACCUGUGUUGUUUAUGGUUGCAUGGUAUGAAAGACUUAGAAUGGGUAUUCUCGUAUGUAGUUUUUGUAUUGUUGCAUUUUGCACUUCAGUGUGGUAUGUACCGUCCUUCGAGCCUUUGGUGAUGAAGCGUGAUUUUUAAAUAAUCUGUAUUAUUAUUAUGGAUUAUAUAAAAUGGCGAAUAAUAAGUAACUGCUCUCUUCAUAUAACUCAGUAAUUACAUUUCGUCUUUUUGUCUUUAACAGAAUACCAACUGAAUCGGCAAUUUAAAAAAAAAAAAAUCAAGCGACCUCACAGUAUACAAUUUCAUUCAUUAGGGUUCGAGACAUUAUCAGUCGUUUGGAAAUAUAGUAAUCUAGAUGUUAUUUUUUUAAAUAAAUAAAAACACAACCUACACAUACACAAACACACACACAACAACCAAAAAAAAACCACAAAAAAAAAAAACCAGUAGUUUGGAAAUUAGUAAUCGAUAUUUAUUUAUUUUUUAAAUCAACAAAAACAAACUAAAAACAAACAAACAACAAAUCAACUGUACAAAUUAAAAAGAGUUCAAGCAGAUCUUUGUGUAGCCAGAAGAAUUUUUAACCAUGGUUCAUGUUUUGAUUUGAAGACAUUACUUCUCGAUGUGAGCUGUAUGCCUGGUGAAACGGAAAAAAAAUGAAGAUGCUGUAGAAGUGGCAAAUUGUGGCCUGCGUGCCAACAAUUCUGGAAAAAAAUCGCUUUCUUUUCCGUAAAAAAAAAAUAAAAAUAUCAAUCAAUUUAGAUCAAUGGAAUUCUCUUCCACUACACAUCCGCAAAGUACCGACCAUCUAGGCCUUCAAAACUGCAUCUCUCUAAACUUUACUAUCCUGGCUGAUUCCCCCACUCUAACGGAUAAACGAUACUGCUGGGUGCCGUCCAUGGCUUGAAAUGUAAAUAGUUCUGGAAUGGGUGGAGUCUAUAUACAUUUGUUUGGUUUUUAUACUGAUGUUGUUUUUUUUUUUAAUGUAAGCAAUGCAUGUUCAUUUUUAAGUUCAAGAUUAUGUUUAUUCAAUUUUAUGUACAGCGCGGUGAGCCAAGCCCUAGGCUGGGGUACGGCGCUUUCUAAAGCCACCACUAAUAAUAAUAAUAAUAAUAAUAAUAAUAAUAAUAAUAAUAAUAAUAAUAAUAAUAAUAAUAAUAAUAAUAAUAAUAAUAAUAAUAAUGAUAAUAAUAAUAAUCAUAAUCAUAAUAAUAAUAAUAAUAAUAAUAAUAAUAAUUAUAAUAAUAAUAACAACAAUAAUAAUAAUAAUAAUAAUAAUAAUAAUAAUAAUAACAACAACAAUAAUAAUAAUAAUAAUAAUAAUAAUAAUAAUAAUAAUAAUAAUAAUCAUAAUAAUAAUAAUAAUAAUAGGUCACGUGAUGUGCAGAUGUUGGACGUGUUUCCUUUGGUCCCGAAUGGGUGUGCGACGAAUGUUUCAUAUUAAAAAAAAUCUAAACGUGAUUUUUCAUAUGAGUUAUAAAAGAUUCCAUAACAUUUUUAACUUUCUAUUUAAGCGAUGUUUGGUAGCGUACCGUGAUCAAAACGGAUCAUUUCAAAUUGGUGUGCAAGGGAAGAAGAACAUUAAAACUUUAGGCACCCCCGCGACGCCUGGGUUCACUAAUGGAUGUUACACGGAAUCGAUCGACGGAUGUUGCUGUGGAUCCAGCAGUGGAUGUUACCCUGGUAACAUUUGUGGAUUUUUACCCUGGAUCCAUCAGUGAAUGCCACCCUUGGAGUCUACAUAUGAUGUUACCCUGGAUCCACCAGGAGAUGUUACCCUUGACCCGCCAGUUGAUGUUACCCUUGACCCGCCAGUUGAUGUUACCCUUGAGCCACCAAUGGAUGGCACUUAAUUGUAUGCUUCAGUGCAUAUAACUAUAACUGUAAUUUUAUCUAAGUGCACACAAGUAGCUAUAUUCAACCAACCAGUGGGCGCAUCUUUAUAAUAUAUUUUACACGUUUAUAUCAACAAACAAUGGCAUGGACUCAAACUAUGAUCACUCCACAAAUGAUCAGUUGGGUGCAGGGGGGCGAAGCUGUCUAAACUUAAUAAAACCAAAUAAGCUGGUUGUCUAGAGUUCAAUCCCCACCAAAGCCAACACCCCAAGCACCCCGGGUGGAUGGGACUCGUUAGCCUUGGACGGCGACUCGUCUAAGAGAAGGCGAACCCUGAAUUUAAACCAGGAGCCUGAAUGAUCCAUAAAUUGAUCGUGGGCCCCCUCAAAUGUAUAAAAAAAAAAAAAAAAAAAAAAAAUAAAAAAAAAACCUUAGCACGAACGCUAUUCAAUCCACUCUUGGAUAUACUUAAAAAAUGUGAACCCUAUUCAACUCACCAUCGCAGUGCACAAACUUUAUUCUGGAAAAAAAUAUGUAUUAAAACACUAACACACGGUAGCUUAGCUAGGCGGUGGGGAGGGCUUUGUGCUGUCCCUUUUCCCAAAAGACUAUGCAGUUUGCCGAAAAAAGUACCCCCCACCCCCCAAGUAGAAAGUAUAGUAGUUCCUUCAGAGGUGGACCACCACCCCCCCCCUCUCUUCUCCGCAAAAGACAUCUCCUAUGUCACCGAUGACACAAGAAAAAAACAACAAAACAAGCACAGUUCUUACAAAUGAUUUCCUGAUUGUUUUUAUUUUAAUUUUUUAAUUUUUGUUUGCAGGUCCAACAUUCCAAAGAGAGUCACAACAACCAAUCUGAAAUCAUCCUUACUGACAAUCAUCGUAGCGUUCGCUUUACUGUCAGUGUUCUACAUGUACCUGAUCACGCCGUAAGUAUUGUUGUUUUACCCUCAAAACUUCUGUUUUGUCAGAGUUCUACAUGUACAUGACCAUGUCGUAAGUAUCGUUGUUAUACCCUCUAGUGGCCUCUAGACUUCGCUGCAGAUCAACGGAGUGAAACAAUUAAAGGACAUUACAGAAAAAUUUCGAACUUGUUUUACUAAACAUCUUUUUUGUCCCCCAAUCCAUCGAUCCAAUUUAUGAGCCUGUCCAAUGGCGAAGGAUUAUUUAUUUAUUUAUACGUUAGCCGUGCAAAUUAAACACCGCUAUUCAACGUGGCGUAAUGCACUUAAUCGUUGGUCGGAAGGGCUUAACGUCUAAACUAAGUCGGCCACAAGUAUGUUGUGCAGGUCUAGUUUAGAGUAUAAGCAAUGGAGCAGUUAGUAAUUUAGUGUUAGUAAUGGAGUUGCAGAGUAAGAAGAGCGGGAUGAAAGAAGAAGACACGCUUGAUACUUAAUAAAGAAACAUUUGUCUUGUUUUGUGGAUAACUGGUUUAUUAAGUAAUUUAAUUACCCCUAGCAAAAACGAGCUACUGAGCUUGUAAACACCCAGCUCGUACAACGAGAGUGGAAAUUGAGAAAGGGUAAAGAUAAGAUACAUUAUGAUCCAAUAAAUUUUGAUCGGAUAUAUUUUACAAUACGAUAAGUUAUUAUACGAUAAAUUACGAACAGAUAAAUUAUGAUCGUAUAAAUUUGGGACACAUACAUUAUGACCAGUGUUCCCUUUAAACUGCGCGGCUGCGUGGCCGCGCAGCUAUCUCACAGACGCCGCGCAGCAGUUUUGAGUAUCCGCGCAGAAAAUUUCCAUGUAAAUGUGUGUUUGUGGGCUAUGAAAUUUUGCACGCACAAAAAUUGAUGCUGUAAAAAUUUGCACACAGCUGUAUGAUUUUACACAUGAACCAAGAAACCUUAGAGGGAACAUUGAUUAUGACAGGAUCAAUUCUGAUUGGAUAGAUUUUGAUAUGAUACAUUAUUACUGAAUAUCUUACGAUAUAAACAAUUAUUACAGGAUAAAUUAUGAUUGGAUAAAUUAAGACAGAAUAAACUAUUGUUUAGAAAAAUUAUGAUCAGAUAAGCUAUGAUCAAGUGCAGUGCGGGAAAAUGCAGACAAAAAAAUAAAUAAACAAUAAAAAUAAUAAUUGCAUGGUUGUUUAAGGACAUACCGUGAAAUAUAGAGAGAAACAAAAAAGAGAAUUGAGAAAUAUCCGUUGUUUUCUUAACUUCAAACUUUUCAUUGUUUUUAAUAUAUUUAUUAAAAUAUUUUUUUAUUUAUGGAAUGACUCGAUUUUUUGUCUUCUUCUUCUGUCCGGCGCUACCGGGGGAAUCGUUGUCGCUAUUCAUAAUGUGCAGUUGGCGCUGUUACGAACCGGGUCUUACUUAAAAGGUUCGUUAACUUCGUCGUCUAAGGGUUUGAUUAUAUAUAUUCUUCACAAACCAUUAUUCUCAUAUUAAAUAUCUUUAUUACAUAAACUAAGGUACAGCUUCAACUUCCAUUACUCACAAGACCACAACACCACACUAAUCUAAUCACAUCCCCUUUCGCGCAAUGCGUCACAAAAUAUCAAACAUUUAAUAAAAGCAUCUACCCAAAUAAUCUCUAAACAACACGCCAUCACCCAACACUUUCAAGUCCUUAACAGGCGCCACAAUGUGAUGGGCCUCUUCAAGGAUCCUGGUGGGGCCGCUUAGUCUGUAUUGGACGUCUCCAAUCGUCACCGCAGUAUCGCAUUUUAUGUCGCGUUAACCAGUGUUGAAAUGAGCGGAUGUAGGGAAGAGUGUGCGUUCCUGAUAUAGCGUGUCCGCUUCUAAACAGAGACCUGGCAAAAUUUAUUUGAUAUGUAUUCAAACACAUGCGUUUUAUUCAUUUAUUACUCCUUUUUUAAAAAAAAAAACAUGAUUGCUGUAAGAGGCGUUUGGCCCAAGCGUCCACGUAAUUGGCCUUUCUUAUUUUUUUUUUUAAAAGCCCAAACAUAUCAUUUUCUACAAAAAAAAUUUUUCUUUCAUUUAACCAUAUUCCCUGUCCAACACUUUCAAAAAAAAAAAGUUUAAUUGGGUGCUGGCAAAAAUAUGUUGAGAUAAACAAAUAUUUAAAAAGUUUUUAAAAAAUUACAUCUAGGCGUUUGCGAAACAAAUCAAGCUAAAUAUAUAUAUACAUAUUAUUUUGAAACAGAUGCAAAGUUUAUAUUUACAUGUUUGUUAGACCUUUGCAGGGCCUGCAACGCACAGCUAAAUCAGGUCAUACGUACCAAUUAGACUGGUCAAAUCUGAUCAGUUGCCUGCACUGUUGACUAUUACCCCCCCCCCCCCCCCCAUCGAACUUUUUUUUUUUGGUUCGGAAAGAGGGCGAGGGGGAGACCAAAAAAUAUUGAUACGCCACCCCCCCCCCUGGCUCGCCACCCCAGGGUGCCAGUAAGUCCUAGCUACGCCACUUCGUCACAAUUGGUCUCAGGUAGAACAUUUCUAUCAUUUGUUUAUUCUUACAGUUCUUUCAGCGUGCGUGUCUUCUCCUUUGGACUCAGUGAUCAGCAGGGGAAUGUUACAGCGUCACGGCCUAAUUCCACGGCAGUCUUCUCUCUGACAGAUUCAGCGAACAUCUCAACAAUCCAUGCUUUGAAAAUAACGUCCGCCAAUAAUAUUUUGGAGCAGUUUACCAACGACACGACCCAAGUCAGUACCCAUUUCACCACGAGCUUACCGGCGACAACAAAAGCCCAGGUCAAGACUGGACCCUUAUUCAUGACGGCAGCGUUUAUGGGUCGGCUCGGCAACCAGUUAUUUAUCUACGCGUCCCUGCUCGGCAUAGCCAGGGCGCAGAAUAGAACCGCUUUCAUACGGAGAGGGACCGACUUGGAAAAGGCCUUUCAAAUAACUCACGUCAACCACAAUAUCAGCACAGCAGGGUUAGUACCUUUCAUUUGCUCAAUCUUUCAAAUAACUCACGUCAACCACAAUAUCAGCACAGCAGGGUUAGUACCUUUCUUUCGCUCAAUCUUUCAAAUAACUCACGUCAACCACAAUAUCAGCACAGCAGGGUUAGUACCUUUCAUUUGCUCAAUCUUUCAAAUAACUCACAUCAACCACAAUAUCAGCACAGCAGGGUUAGUACCUUUCUUUCGCUCGAUCUAAUCUCAUCUUUAUUUGGCGAACUGCGGGAAAAAAAGAGUCCGAGCUUAUUUUUGUAAGAGUUAGAAGGAGAAUUUGUAAGAGACGAGGGAACGAUGCCAUGUAUGCAGAGGCGUAGCGUGGUGGGGGCAGGGGGGGACAGAUGUCCCCGGGCGCCAGCUAGUUAGGGGCGCCAAAAUGUGCUUUGAUAUUAUUUUAUUGAUGAAAAUAAUGGGUUUGAGAGUUGAAAAAAAUAAAAAGGGGCGCUAAAAAUGGAUCUUGUCCCCGGGCGCGAAUUUUGUCCCCGGGCGCCAAACACCCUCGCUACGCCACUGCAUGUAUGUGACUAAAGCGUCGUGGGUUUGUAUCCACAUCAGAUCAAAAGGGGUUUAUACAUAACACACUAAGAAUAGCCCGUCAAACAACGACGGUGGCAGUGCGUGAACUUCCCAUCUACUAAAGUUACCUGACGAAACACGAAAUCAAGUUACGCCUCUUCCUAAGAACCCCAAUUUGUACUAACUUGUGAGAAUUUUAGUUUUCGCUUCUACCGACCACAGCGCUUAGCCUUACACGAGUGCGUGUAAAGAACUAUUUAUUUAAGAUGAUUUAUUUAAAACUAAUUACAGUUUUAAAGACAAUUUAAGCUAGGGGAGACUUGUCAUCGCCAUUUUUUAUACUGCAUGCCUCAUACUGAAAGAUAAUAUCUUAUUAACUGCAAUUUAUUAUUUUUUUUAUUUUCUAAGAUUCCUCACUGUCCACCAGUCAAAGUAUGCAACUUUUGAUCCAAAGCUGAUGAACCUUUCAAGGGACAACGUAACCUUGGUCGGUUAUCUGCAAGUCUGGAGAUACUUUAAGAACAUAGAAGACGAAAUAAGAAGAGAGUUCACCUUCAUCGCGUCUCUAAAGAAACAGAUUGAUGAAAUUUUGGACAAGGUCAGGAGGGAAUUCAAAUGUGACGUCAUAGUAGGAGUCCACGUGAGGCGAGGUGAUUUCCUGUCCACCACAAACCAAAACGUGGGUUACGGUGUCGCCAAGGCGUCAUAUUUCAUCAAGGCGAUGGACAGAAUGAGGUCCAUGCUAAACGGCACGAAAGCGACGUUCGUGGUGUCCAGCGACGAUCUACAAUGGUGCCAGGAGAAUUUAAACUUUACAGAAGUUCAAAUACUGGCACCAGCCUCAGCUCCGUUGCACUUUGGUGUCCUGGCCAACUGUGAUCACGUGAUAUUAGCGGGCGGAACCUACGGCUGGUGGUCGGCCUGGUUGGCCAACGGCAUCACCAUUUAUUACGAUAAAUUUCUCGUCAGAGGAACAUGGCUGAUGGGCGGAGCUAACUUACAAGACUACUACCCUACAGGGUGGAUUGCACUUGGUGACUGAGGAACCCGGUUGGGGGGGGGGACCCCAAACCAAACACAUCAAAGUGUCUUCAGGUGCUGUUGCUUUUUAAACUAUCUCCCUAAUAUUUUACCUUCAAAACAAAUUACACGAGGAAUAACAACAGGAUGCCCACUUAGGGAAACCCAAAGGCCCACAUCCAAUAUGCACCCUCUACAACAAUCCAUUUCAGCAUCUUGCAUAUGCUUAAGACAUAGCACUAUUAAAAACGUAGUCAAGUCACGUGAAAAGCAUUUUUUUUUUUCAAUUAUACGUAACAUUACUACAAGCAGGGGCUGGGCGUGAACAACCAAAAAAAAAAAUAAAAAAAAUAAGUGACUAUUGAAAGAGAGGACCAGGCAGAUAAAACGAUUACAAUUAGAAACAACACUUCGUAAAAAGUAAAUCAAUUUUUAAAAAUCUCAAGUUUUUAAUAAAUGAAUGACAUGAAUUACUAAAAGAAAUAAAAGAAAGAAUAUCGGCCCAAAACAGGGGCACACUCCAGUGGUCAGAAAAUACUCAAAAGUAAAAACAUUACAAGAAAAACUAAGAAAACUAUAUAAAAAAAAUUGUUAACAGACCAGUUUUAGCAUAUGCAAGUCAAACUCUGACCUUCACAAAGGCGGAAGAAAACAUGUUAAACUCAAGGAAAAGAAAAGUUCUGAGUAAAAUAUACGGACCAAAAGAGUCUGAAUAUGGAUGGAGCAUACGAAACAACGAGGAAAUAAAUAGACUAUAUCAGGAUCCCAUGCUAGUAGCAGAAAUACAAGGAGGGCAGUCUUCGCUUGACGGGGCACUCAAUAAGAAUGUCAAAUGACGGAGAAGUGAAGAAUGCGCACCAACGAAACCCUAUAGGAAAACAACUCAAAGGUAGAAUUAGGCUUAGAUGCUACGGUAAAAGAUGUACUACAGCUGGGAACCCAAGCAGGGAAACUAAAACAUCAUAUAGGUCUGAGUGGAAAGAAGAGUUGAGGCAGGUCAAAGCCCUACAAGGGCUCAAGCGCCAAAGAGAUGGAUAGUCUGAGUGGAAGGAUGUCGAGGCAGGCCAAAGCCCUACACGGGCUCAAGCGCCAAAGAGACGGAUGGUCUGAGUGGAAGGAUGUCGAGGCAGGCCAAAGCCCUACACGGGCUCAAGCGCCAAAGAGAUGGAUGGUAUUUAUGUAUAUUAGAAAAUGACGUCAGGGGCCGUCGAGCCUAAUAACUUAUCAAAAAGUAACAUCCUACCCUCAAGUCAAGAAAGUUCCCUAACUUUUGGUCAGCGAAGUCAAACAUUGGUGAUCUCCUCCUGCUGGGACAGCUCCUGCGUGUAUCGUCACUCGAUUCACUAGCCUUACAGUGGUCAUCUUAGCCUCAGGAAAUCCGGUUGGUCAGUAAUGUUGUCUUAGCAUCGGCUGUCGACUUUCCCAAGGGUCGGGAUGAUGUAUUUACGCACUGUCCAACCCCGGGAAGCGUUCGAGGUCAUCAAAUAGGAUUUUAUACUGUGCUUUCUACCUCGCUUGGACGAAACGGUUGCAUAGGAAAAAGUCUUCUGAAUUGCCGUGUAUUUAUAAUCAUGAGCGUGAAGCUGCUUUUAAAACAAAGAGUCUUACAAAAGGCACCAAACUUUCAUUAUUUAGUAUUUAAAAAUUCCAAUUAAAAUUUUUCAGUUACUGAAUGCAUUUUUGGGGGGGAAACACAUCCUGUCUCAUUCUCCCUCAGGUAAAUAACAUAUUAAAAAUGUAUAUGACGUCUACUGUAAAUAUUUCCUUUCUUCUUUUGUGUAUCACUAGGAUAUACAUUAUUUUAAAAAAACAACCAAUAUCUGUUUUAAAUAGCCAUACGAAAUAUAUAGACCAGUGUUUCCCAACCUUUUUUUUGUGCCCUGCCCCACAAAACCCUUUUUAAAAUUUGUAUGCCCCCCCCCCUUCUUUUGUAUCAUAUACAUCAUUUUUAAUAUUCAAAAAUGCGGUUGUUCACUGAAUAAACUUAAAUGAUCUUUACAACAUUUUUAACGAAAUCCUAUUUUAAAUUUAGACUUAAGGACUUUAAGGAUUCUCCUUUAAAAAUACGAGUUAAAUUAUAGCAGACGGUUGUUGUUUUUAAAUCUAGACAUAUCAUUUUUCGAAUUACU
This is a messenger RNA of Lymnaea stagnalis (great pond snail), 17778 nucleotides long. The record is from the annotation of a GenBank genome assembly. Lineage: Eukaryota; Metazoa; Mollusca; Gastropoda; Lymnaeidae.